This is a messenger RNA of Moneuplotes crassus, 761 nucleotides long. NCBI's taxonomy places the organism in Eukaryota, Ciliophora, Spirotrichea, Euplotida, Euplotidae. The record is from the annotation of a GenBank genome assembly.
UUUAUAAUUUUUCAUAAUAUUUGUAUAAAUGAACUCAACAGAGAGCAACGCUAGCAUCCUAAAUGCCUUUGACUUUAGAGCUAUUGACGAGAUGGAUCCUUCCCUUGCGGAAGGCCACAAGCUGAUCUAUGAGAGGGAAGUUCCAUUUGAAUUAAGAAUCCAGGAAGGAGAGGGAGGUCCACAAGAAGUAGGAACGUUAGAAGCAAUCAAAGUUAAAAUCUUAAUCAUUGGAGAUGAAGGAAAUGCUGAAAAUGUCAAAGUUGAGCUCACCAGUGAGAAUGACAUGUUCUUCCACUAUACUCAUAGUUUAAUUGAGGAUACUUUUAAGGUUGUUCAGGAAGACCAGAAAUUAAUGAUCGAAUUUCCUGAUUAUCCGAAUAUUCUAAUCAAGAUGCUUAAUUCAUGCAUUAAAGAGCCUCAUUCAUACCUCGCUGUGUUCAUAAUGCAAAGAGAUGGUUCAGCACGCCUUGACUUCAUCCAAAACAUGGAGUAUAAGUUUGUGGAACUGUUGUCAAUGGACUUCAAUGCUAGCAGUGAGGAAAUAAUUAGACAACAGAUUACCUUCAGAUAUAAUUCAGUUAAAUCAAAGCUAGCUAUAAUGCAAGCAAGAUUGCAGGAUAUUAAUGCUAUUGUAAAGAUCAAGAACCCAUCUCUUUUGCUGCAGCUCCAGAAACAGACUCCUAGCAAGGCCAAUCGUUCUGUUAUGAGAAACACCACAAGUUCAUUUACUUAGUCAAGAUAAUUUAAUUUCAAAAUUUUAA